CCAAAACCUGAGAGGAUGGCUUCAGAUGAAGCAUCUCCAUUGCCAGGACCAGAUAUGACCAUGACACAUGGUGCCACCCUGUCUCAUUUCUCUGAACUUCCCUUCCCCCCACCUGCUCCUGGCCCACCAGACCAACCACCCUGGGAGCCACCUCCACAGCCCCCUGUGCCUGUAGCCUUCUCUCCAGGCACCCCUGUGAUGCUCUCUGCUCUCCCCAGCCCAUUGCUGGUGACAGGGGAUGCGGGUUCUGGCCCCAGUGGGGCUGGAGCUGGCAAAGUUAUUGUCAAAGUCAAGACAGAAGGAGGGCCAGCUGAGCUGUCUCAAACCCAGAGCUUUCUUCUUACUCAGACAGCCCUCAAUUGGCUUACUUCAGACACUCCCUGCAGGGGCCCUAAGGAUACUCCCCCUCAAUUUGUGGCAGCCUCUAAUGUGAAGACCCUUCUGUCCACUAAGGCUGUUGGGAGGAUCCAGGAGGGCCUCCCAGGCCUGCCUGGUCAGGCUCCACCACCAGCUGCCCAGCUGGCCCCCACUGUGCCCCGGGAAAAGGCUUGGCCAGGGCCACAAGCUGCUGAGGAAGGAAGCCCUGCAUCUGCCUGGCCCAAGCUGUCACUGGGUGACCUCUGCUAUACCUCCAAGGGUGUUUAUGAGAAUUUCCGUAGCUGGCAGAGCUACAAAGCCUUGGCUCGGAGGCACUUACCCCAAAGUCCUGAUACAGAAGCACUUUCCUGCUUUCUUAUCCCAGUGCUUCGGUCCCUGACUCGGCUGAAGCCCACUGUGACCCUGGAGGAGGGACUGUCAAGGGCUGUUUGGGAGUGGGAGCACACCAGCAACUAUGACCGGAUCAUCUUUUAUGACAUGGCAGAAAAGUUCAUGGAGUUUGAGGCCGAGGAGGAGAUGUAGAUACAGAACACACAACUGAUGAAUGGGUCCCAGGGCCCACCUCCUACCACACCUCUGAAACUUGACCCUCCAGGGCCCCUGGCCCCUGAGGUUUCCCAGCAGCCAUUGUACAUUCCCAAGACAACCGCCAAAGCACGGGCCCCCCACCGGCGGCAGCGCAAAACCGUGAAGCCUCCAGCUCCCAAGGCACCCAAGGAGAUCCCCCCAGAAGCUGUCAAAGAGUAUGCUGACAUCAUGGAAGGGCUGGUGAGGAGUCACCUGGCCACUGGGGAGUCAGAUGGAGAACAGGAAAAGGAAGAACAGCAGCAGGAGGAUGGGAUGUAUCCAGAUCCAGGUCUCUUGAGCUAUAUUGAUGAGCUUUGUUCUCAGGAGGCCUUUGUCUCCAAGGUGGAGGGUGUCAUUCAUCCUCGAUUUCUGGAAGAUCUCCUGUCCCCAGAACAAGAGAGGGAUCCGUUGGCCUUAAUUGAGGAGCUGGAGCAAGAAGAAGAAUUCAGUCUUGAUGAGCUGGUCCAGAAGCGACUCCUGGCGUUGGAAGAGGAGGUUGCAGAGGCACCUCCAAGUUGCAGUGGAGCUCAAUCAGACUCAAGCCCUUCUGUUUCUGAUGAGGACGAAGAUGGGGGUGGGCAGCUUUGGCCCUCACCUGGGCCUAGGGUGGCUGGGGGUACUGUUCGUCUUGGAAAGCCUGCCUCUCCAGGGAAGAGGGCAAGAGAUGUGCAUGGUGGGCAGGAGCAGGCCCUAGACAGCCUGAGGGGGGUGCACAGGGAUGGGCACACUCUGCCAGCUUCCAGCAGCUGGGACCUGCAGCUAGAACUUGCAGGUCCACAGGGAACUCAAGGGCCCGUAGGUAGGGAGAGAAGAGGGCCUGGGGAAGUUACAAACCAGAUAUCCCAUCAAAAUGACCACCUGGGAGGUGCUGCGUCCCCUGGGCACUCCCAGGUGGCUGACAGGACUUCCAUGGCUCUGCUCCUUUGCUGGCAGGAAGAUCCCCAGCUCGAGAGAGUUCCCAGUUUGGACGCUGGGGUUGCAGAGCUGGUUCCUAUGCAAGGACAGGCGUUCAAAAAGCAGGUCCUUGAGUUGCAGACAGGACAACAGACAGUGGGUCUUGGAGUGCCUCCCCAAGGGAAGGAGCCAUUAGCAGUGUCCCAGGAAGGCUCUUCAGGAGCCAUGUGGGGAGAUGACAGAGGUUCUCCCAUGGUUCAGAGUUGUGAUCCCAACACUUCCUCUAGAGCAGCUGGGGAUGGAGACAGGGAUGGGGAAGGGGCCUCUCUCAGUCCAGGACUUGGGCUGAGCAGUGAGAUGGAUUCUGUAGGCUUGGAGUUGCCCUUACAAAUCGAGGUCAUAGAGAAGCACAAUGUGGAAUGUGUAACUGAACAUGAGGGAGGCUGCCAGGCACUAGACUCUGGAAGCAACAUUUCUCUGGGUCCUGGAGAAGCCACACCACCUGGGGAUGUGGGGAACAGUACAACUCCCUGUGCAGGCACAGACACCACAGAUGUCCCAGAAAAGAAAAACUGCAGCUUGUCAGGACCUCUGAGGGCCAAUAGCCCAGCCUUGAGCCUUAAAAAAAAUGGAGAGCAGAGCCCUGAGACCAUAUGGGAUCCCAGUGAUCCAUGGGCUAAUGGAUUCUCCCCAUUGCUAAGCAGAAUUGGUGCCUCCACGCUGGGGGCUUCCAAAGAAACCCCUCGGCCUGCAUGUGAAGGCAAGAUCCUUAUUCUGGGGACUCAGGAUACCUCUUCCUUCCAGACCAGCCUGAAGGGAGGGAACAGAAGCAACUCCAUUUCUCCUCCGUUAGAAACCACAAAACACAUUAACAAACUAGAUAAUAAGCAUGUCUAUGGCUUCCAGCUUGAGGUCAGUGAGGACACUUGUCCACCAAAUCUUAAUUCUUGUGACCCUCAGGGAGAAGGCAGGGAAGACAGUGAUUUAUCCAAGCCUAAGGACCUAGUUCCCUUACCAGGGAAUCAACAGCCUUCUGCACCUGGGAACCCCAAGCCAACAUCUCCUCACAAGGGCCUUGGAAGCACUUCCCUUAGCUGGGAAACCAGGGAUGCCUUAGUUCUGAGCAAAGCCUCUCCUGCCAGUGAAACAAACAGUUCAGCAGAUGGGGCCAAAGGAAAGGAGGAGCAGCAGGAAGAGGAAGAUGAGGAACUCUCCACCUUUGCCUACCUCCUGGCUUCUAAACUUAGCCUGUCGCAGAGGCCUCUGCUCGGUCCUCACCCUGCCAUGGGCCUGCCUUCCACAGGUCGGGGGGUCCAGAGAGCAUCCCACUCCCACUCUGCUGAGAGAAGAGGCCUUGGCCAGCCUCCACGUCCUGUUGCCAAGUCUGGGAAGCGAGCUCUAGCUGGAGGUCCAGCCCUUACUGAAGAGAAACGCUACGUGAGAGCUGAGGCUGGGGUCUCAGGGGAGAAAUCCCAGGCUCCGGGAGGUGUUCAACCCUCACAGCCUUGUAAAAGGCAGUGUGACGCUUAUGGCACAGGCAGAAAGAAGAAACAAUGUAGGAAGUGGGACCAUCCUGUCCCACCUGCCAAACCCUCCAAGUAGAUUUUAACCCAGCUGCACACCAACAGGCUAGCUUUCCUCCGUUUUGUUGCUCUGUGAAAGGGGUGAGCAUGGGCUAGGUGAUCAGACUGUCUAGUUUGGAGGUAGUCACCUUGGUGGGAGAUAGGGAUAAGUACCUUUGGAGGAG
Messenger RNA from Manis javanica (Malayan pangolin), 3586 nucleotides. It is a transcript of the gene NUTM1, whose product is annotated as NUT midline carcinoma family member 1. The record is from RefSeq and is a predicted model, not a curated record. Lineage: Eukaryota; Metazoa; Chordata; Mammalia; Pholidota; Manidae.